CGCGGAACGUUUAAAAUGACAAUUUGGUAGUGAAAAGAUUUUGUUGACUGAUUAAUUGGCAUUAUUGGAAUGACUUCCUCAGAAGAAGAGGUGAGAAUUCUUUCACUACAAGAGAUUGAAGAAUGGAUUAUUGAACAGUAUAAAAAUGAAAAGGAUAGUGUACCUCGAUUCAUUGAUACUCCUAGGGCCAGAAGUUCUAUGUCUAGAAUCAUUCAACGAAAUAAAGAAGCAGAAAAGGAUGCCCAAGUUGUUGAAGAGAUGAGCCGUCAACUUUCAAAGAAAUAUUUGAAAAAAACAAAGGAGAUCAAGUCUUUACUGCCUGACAGGGUAAUAGAAGAUGUAAAUCCAAAUGCUUUACAAAGGAUUGAAAAAAUUGCCAGAGUAGCCAACAUUAUGAAAUGUAAAUCACCUUUUUCAACAAAGUAA
Messenger RNA from Uloborus diversus, 426 nucleotides. RefSeq lists its product as uncharacterized. The transcript is spliced from 3 exons. Lineage: Eukaryota; Metazoa; Arthropoda; Arachnida; Araneae; Uloboridae. The coding region runs from base 70 to 426 and encodes 118 amino acids. The record is from RefSeq and is a predicted model, not a curated record.